Messenger RNA from Aethina tumida (small hive beetle), 5888 nucleotides. RefSeq names its product protein virilizer (gene vir). Lineage: Eukaryota; Metazoa; Arthropoda; Insecta; Coleoptera; Nitidulidae. Gene Ontology annotation, molecular function: RNA binding. The transcript has 8 exons. Bases 95 to 5560 code for a protein of 1821 amino acids. Gene Ontology annotation, cellular component: RNA N6-methyladenosine methyltransferase complex. The record is from RefSeq and is a predicted model, not a curated record.
GACUAUUAUUAUUAUUGGUGGUCUGUGACCAUCAUUUUGUAUAUUAUUAGUCUAAUAAAUAUGUUUGCACCUCGAAAACAAUAACUUAUAAACAAUGUCAGAACCGAUAGAGUUACUGUUCUUUGACACCUUCGCCCACGACAACACAGAAGAAAUAAAUUUGGAUCUAGUGCAGUUUCCUAAGCCAGUCUACGUAACUGAAGUGCGGAUAAUACCGUUAGGUGCUCGAGUGCAAGCCGAUUUUCCUGGCGGUGUUCGAUUAGGUGCAACAAAUCCCAGCCAGUUUCGAAUAGAAUUUUUUGUUAAUGAUCUGGGUAAACCAGGCGCAAGUACAUUUGAAAGCUUGGGUGGAUUCGAUUAUGAUCAAAAUGGUUGCAUUAAUUUGAACUGUAAUUCAGAAGAAACAGUGAGGAAAAUUCCUACAGACGGAUUGGUAUUAAGAGGAUGGUACACCACUAUCACUUUGGCUGUUUAUGGAACUUUGACUAAUAAUAUUACAGAACAAAUUCUCCAACCUGUAACAAAUCCGUCCUUAAACCAACCAAACACAAUAGCUGAUGCACAGUUAAUUAUAUCCACAGCAGCAAUUGAACCUGAGUGGCAACAAGAAAACAUUCAAAAUGUUCCUAUUGACUACAAUACAAACACACCAGCUACUUACCAGGCAUAUCCACAAACUGAACAAUACCCUGCAGAAUUUAAUGAAUAUUACAAUGACAUCCCUAAGGACCCCAGAAGUUACCAUCACACUUCAGAAACAGAAUGGGAUUCGAAAAGUAGAUCAAGAACAAAUGAUUCUGAACGUGAGAGAGACAGGAGCAGAGAUUAUCAGAAAUCUAGUAACGUUGAUAGAGAACACAGUAGAAUAGAAAUUGAAAGACGAGACAGAGAAAGAGACAGAGACAGGGAAAAGAGAUAUUCCAGAUCUCAGAGUAGAGACAGGGACAGACAGUCGAGAGAAUAUCGUGAAAUGGGCAGGGACAAAGAACACGACAGAGAUUGGGAAGGGGAAUACCGAGAUAGGGGCGACCACGAUUGGGACAGAGAAAGAGACAGAGGACACGAUCGUGAUAGAGACAGGUCUUAUAAACAUGAAGACAGUUAUAGGAGGUCAUAUACAAGGGAAGAAAGAGAAGAGAGGAAACGGCCCAGAACUCCCCCAACUCAAUCACCAAAAAGACCACACACGCCUCAGACUGACCAUAAGGAUCCACCUGUUGUUGAAAGGGAAAGUGACGUCGUCCCCGAGGAGGAAUCAGAAAGGACCCGACGAGAGCAAGAUGAGGCUAGCAAAGAUGUUAAGGAAGUCAGGACUCCGCCUACUGAAGAAAAUACUCAGAUGGAUGUUGAGGAGUUUGAGCCUAUUUUAAGUGAUGAGGACAUUCUGGAUGACAGUGAGCAAUAUCAGGAUAUUGAUUAUGAUUACAGCACCUACACUAAUAAUGAUGACAUAAUAAAAUUAUUCACUCCUGGUGUGACUAAACUUAAUAAGUACAUUGCACCUAAGAGUUUUCAGGUUGAUAACGACAAAAUUGAUAUUGAGGAGUCAUUAUCAACCACCAUUGGCAUAGCAGAUGACUAUUUUAAAUCCAGCAUAACUAAAUAUGUUCUGGAUAGAUUCAGCAAACUAAACACAGAAUUAAAAGAGGAAUUCAUACACUUAUGUGAGAAAUUAAUCAGCACAAUAGGGUCACACAAUUCAUUUUGUGACAUCAUGAGACUUUAUGAAGCCACAAAUGCCUUAAACUUGCACAAUUUUUCAGAAACUGACAAAGAGUUGGUACAACAAGUGCAAGUGAUAAUCAAAACGAUCGUAGAUUGGUUGCAAAUUGCCCUGAAUUUUGAGAUGGCUAAUUCCCAGGAGCAACCAGCUUACAAAAUACGACACAUAAAAUGUGGCGUCCGUUUGGCAGAGUGGUGCUCCCACAGUGACGAAUUCCUGCAGUAUUUAUGGGAGCACAAUUUCAACAUACAAAAAGAAUUGAUAAACCUGUACAACCAGGAGUUCAUGGCACUAUCUAUAAAAUUAAUGAUUCUAAAAGCCCUAGACACAUCUUUGAGUCAUAAGUUUUCUGUUGAGAAGUUUUUGAUGGGGGAACAUGAACACUCACCUAAAGAGAAUGGGUACCACAACAUGAUACCUGUGUCUGAAUCAAGUGGAUACAGGAUUCUUAUUAAACACUUACAAUCAAAUCCAUUAGUGAGGCUUAAAUUUGCCCUGAAUUCCAUAUUAAAAAAAAUGAACCUGUACGAAAUAUUACAUAAAAUGCACUGUAUUAUAUCAAAAAUUCGGAAUAUUACUAAUGACAUUUCCGCCGAGGACAUAAAUUUAAUAACAAAAAUUCUGGAUCAAAUCCUGCAAUAUUACCAUAAUGGCCCCUUUGUGUUAUCUCAGCCAAAGAGAUUUUUGCCUGUCAGCAGCCAAUUUGAAAUCAUAAGAACAGAGUCUGAUAAUAUCCUCAUUAAUUAUUUUAAAAUGUUUAAUUUGUUGGAGUGUUUUUUGUUCUUAUUAGUCCAUCCAAAUACCUUGAAUUUGCCUGCCAUAAAGACACCUAUAUUUGAGGUAUUGUCGCUUAUGCUACAGUCGUCACAUGGCUUAGAAUAUUUAUCGUCAAAGCAUGAGACAAUCAAUGUACUUUUGAAAUGUCUUUUAAAAUCUGAUGAGGAAUUACAAUACACCUUGGCAGAGCCAAGUUUUGAAAGUAAGUCGCAUUAUUUGGGUUUAAAUAUUGCCUACAAACUGCAGGCUUUAUAUCACAUUGAAUGCCUUUCACAUAUAGGCAAAAAAUAUGGGUUGGAUUGCGAUUCCCCUGAAAUAUUAGAUGAGCUUCAUGGACUUUUAUGUCUGACGUUCUCUCCUGUUGGAAAAAUUUGCUGUUCUUCUGUGUUGGGCAUGGACGAUAAUAUAAGAUCUUUGCUUCAAUUUUUGGACAUUUUACACAACAAAGAAAAGCUGGACAACUACUUACCAAGAUUAAAGAAAUCGUCUGGAGUGGCGUACAUAGUUGAUCUUGUUUCCAUAGCUAUUAUUUCGACUUCAAAUAUUAAGCUUAUGGAAAAGUUUUCCAAAACUAUAUUGAACAUUGUGAAUCAACAAGACUUGUUUGAGGAUAAUAUUUCAGCCAAACUUAAUGAAAUCCGGUUAUAUCUAAGCCCCUUUGAGAAUAUCAACACUGUUUCUUACGAAAAUAUAUCUCCUUACUUAGAUAAUAUUGAGAAAUUAAUUGAAAAUGUCACUUUCUAUCCUGGCUCCUUAAUAACAAGUCUAAGAGUCAUCGAAUAUUUAGGUAUCUCAAAAUUCACCAAUAAAUGUCCAAUAAUUUCGGAAAAUAAUCCAAAUAAUUAUAUAGAACUAAAAUACAAGCACGUAAUUCUUCAACUAUAUUCCUUAGAUGGAACCACUAUAUUAACGAAAUUGUUGCAAAAAAUCUCUGAACAUUAUGAGCAACCAAGCCUAUUUACUGCCAUAUUUGCCUCAGGCCAUGGCUCACAAAUCAUCAACAUUGUCCAGCCUUGCAUAAAGUUAUUGAAAGAAAUGUUGUCUUACGUAAUCCAAUGUCAAAAUAUGAAUUUUAAGGACCUCACGGCAAUUCCCAUUUUACUUCAGACUUAUAAUUUACUAAACAGCUUUCCCGCGACUGCUGCCGGUUAUUUGGCUGCCCAAGAAGUAAAGACCGAGAUCAUCAACACUUUACUGGUGUACACACAACCGUUCUCUGAUCAAGUUUUGGAAAAAGACUCGUUGAACAAAAGCUUAUGGACUCAGAUGUGCGGGGAAAUAAUAAAAUUCAUUACGUCCGCUCCCUACAAUUUUGUGUCGGGUUUAUUGGUGUUCUCCGAAAUGUUACCUCUGCCACUGCCAAUACAGACCGGAGACGACUUAACAACGGACGAGAUAAGUUGGUCCAUUAAUUUAAGGAAACUGUGGUCUGCACAUCUGCAUUUACACAGCAAUAGCAUCCAGGAGAUGAUCCAAAGACUGUGCAUUUCCACCCAGCCUCAACUGUUGAACUUGCUGAGAAGGAUUUGUGCCCAAAUAGCUGACUUGGCGGCCAAUUCUGCCACUAUGAUUGCCCGGGGUAUAUUGGACAUUGUGUAUGAGGCACUAAUACCUAAGGAAGACAUGAAAAUGGGACCUUGCAACAGCCACGUUGCUAGGGUUUUAAAUUUUUUAGCUUGUUUAGUGACACACAACACCAUUAAAUGUGCCAUCCUUCAUUUAAUUCACACCAAUUCGUGCGUUACUUCCAAGCCUGAUGAUAAAUACACAGCUUUGAUACCUGCGUUUGCGCAAGUGUUGAAGAACAAUUGCAAUACUAACAGUCACAUACAAGCUCAGGAAUGUAUUAUUAGUGUAAUUCAAAGCUUUUGUGAUAUAGAAUUGACCCUUCUUCAAUGUGAGAACAGUCCUGAUGUCUGUUUGGCGAAUGCCUUACCUAUAAAAGAGCACUUGGUGACUUAUGUGACAAUGUUAUUGGACCAUUUAAGUGCAGACAAUUCUUUUGUUACGUAUCUGCCACUUGUUAGAACUUUGUUGCUUUUAACAGAACACGAUUAUGGACUGUUUCAUUUACGAGAACAAGCUUUGAAAAGGAACGAUUUGUUUUUAACAAUAUUAACCAAACUGGCCAACAAUUUUUCUAUAAGCAAUGCGGAAUGUUUAUCAACUCUUAGCACCCUAUUGGAGUUUUUGAGGAUAUGCAUAGUAAUAGAGGAUGAAAACGUAAGCUCUGGAUACUCUCCAAGGACUAUUAAGUUUACGCCUGAUGAGAUUAAAAGUCUCAUUGGAUGGAACAGCAGUUCAGAAGAACAGCCCAGCAAUCACCCACUGUUAAUGCUGACUGAUAUUUUAAAGAAAUCGACGGAAGAUGACAAUUCGUUUGAGACUCUACUAGAUAGUGUAGAAACCAUAAUAAAAUUAAUUGAGAGCAGUCAAAUGGAAACAUCUAAGGAAUCAUAUACUGAAGUAGUGUUACCAAUACCAGACACACUAUUAAGUCAGUUUUGUAAAAGAACCAUAUUCAGUUCAACUGAGGCCUGUGAUGAGAGGUUGACUGCCCGAUUUUGGUUGGCGGCUCCAAGUGAUGAAGUUGAAACCGGAUUAGAAAACGUAACCUGUGAUCUUUUGGAGAUAUGUAGGCAGCAUUUACCAACAGAUUAUAAUAUUAUCAAGGAAAUAGAAAAAUUGUGCCGUGUAUCUCGUAUUGGAAAUGAUGAAGACAAAGAGAAACUUGCUGACGAUCAAAAACGAAAGUUAAAGAAGCCGUUAGUACCUCCAGUGAGAGCUAGAGGCUUCACCAGAGCAGUGCAACAGCGACCAGAUCUUUUUAGGUCUCGUCCACCAAACACUUCUCGACCCCCAUCGUUACACGUGGAUGAUUUCGUUGCCUUGGAAACUUGUGGCGCUCAGCCCACUGGACCUACUGGAUAUAAUAAAAUUAGCAGGGAGUUACUAGCUUCGUCUAGGCUUUCUAGGGUUUCCAGGGGACGUUCUUUUGCUAAUUCGGAGAGAUCUGUUCAAUAUAGACAAAUGAUUCGAAAAAAAUGGCAACACAAAUAAUGAAUGAAACCUGAUGAUUGCUGUUCAGACUCAAGUGUCAGUGAUGUUGUUAUCCUCUUAUUUCGAAAAAGGCGGCAAUUGUCAAUCUGUGAACCAUUAAUUAUUCCUAAUUUAUUGUUUAAAAUACUAAUAAAUAUUCUUGCCCUUAUUUAUAAAUGAGAAAUUAAGAAUAUUUUAUUUUUACAGGUCAUGGUGGGGAGGAUUAGGAAGAGGACCCUAUCAAUAAUAUUUAUAAAUAAAUAGUGCUUAUCAGUUUUACAUUGUAAGAUUGUUUUUAUAAUAUAUACGAUAUUAAACGUAUUUAAAAUCUUGUAUUUGUUAUAUUAAA